Molecule: messenger RNA, 381 nt
Organism: Ostertagia ostertagi
Lineage: Eukaryota; Metazoa; Nematoda; Chromadorea; Rhabditida; Trichostrongylidae
Source: the annotation of a GenBank genome assembly
AUGUCACAUGUCAGGUGUAUCGACUUGCUGGUUACACUCUUCCCAUGGAUUGAAAAGAACGUCACCACCAAAGAUGCACGGAACACAGCCAUUGACCAGCUGAUUACAUGGCGGGAAUACGAGAUCCAGGUUGCGGCGUACAAUCACAGAGGAUUGGGUGUCUUCAGCAAGAGUAUCGAUGUGACAACUGCUGAAGGAGUUCCAACCCAAGCUCCAAAGAAUGUCAUCGCAAAUGUGCUCAACUCGACAGCGGUUGAGAUCACCUUUACGGCUCCGGACCAACAGCGAAUUCCCGGAGUUAACCUUGGAUACAAGGUAGCGCUGAGGUGGAAUUUUGGAAAGGUACGCCUCAACAUAGCAAUCUCUAUCGUCAAGUGCUAG